Messenger RNA from Vicia villosa (hairy vetch), 620 nucleotides. RefSeq lists its product as uncharacterized. Lineage: Eukaryota; Viridiplantae; Streptophyta; Magnoliopsida; Fabales; Fabaceae. The record is from RefSeq and is a predicted model, not a curated record. The transcript has 2 exons. The coding region runs from base 151 to 429 and encodes 92 amino acids.
GGGUUAAAAAUAAAAUUUAAUAUAUUUAAAGGGUCAAAAACAAAAUUAGGUUAAAUGGGGUGAGAGAGAUUGUUGUAAACUCAGUUACCACAAAACGGGAACCGAAGUCUGUCGUUCUAUCGCCACUUGAAUAGAUUCUGAGUCAAAGAGAUGGAAACCGAAUCAGUGCUUCCGAGACCUCAGGUGAAUGCCACAUUUCGCCUUGGUGCAGAAUCAUAUUCUGUUAAGGCAACCGAUGGUUCUUCAUUAUCAGAGCAACUAGUUAACCUGAAAGAACAAAGCAUGGCUGUAUUGAAGGAUUUCAUAACAAAGCAUAAUGUUCCUCAAGAUGUUCCCGACGAGUCGUUGGAAGGUUCUUCCGACGAUGAUGAUGAGGAUGAGGAUGCUAAGAAGCCUCAAGUAAAGUCCAAGAAAACUAAGUUUACUUAGCUUUUGAAAUAUGUUUUAAAUGUCUGAGUGAUUUUAUCUUGGUACUGUAUGAUUCUACAAUUAGUUUUUAGUUAGUUUAUUGAAGAAAUUAUGGAGUAUUGUUUGGUGGAUGAUAACACAACAAUAUUUAACUUUUUGUAAUAAGAUUGUGCGUUGUGGCUGAAGUAAUGUUGAAACCAAUGUUUUAAUAA